Messenger RNA from Pecten maximus, 848 nucleotides. RefSeq names its product THO complex subunit 7 homolog. The coding region runs from base 48 to 629 and encodes 193 amino acids. Lineage: Eukaryota; Metazoa; Mollusca; Bivalvia; Pectinida; Pectinidae. Gene Ontology annotation, cellular component: THO complex part of transcription export complex. The record is from RefSeq and is a predicted model, not a curated record. Gene Ontology annotation, biological process: mRNA processing; mRNA export from nucleus. The transcript has 8 exons.
UUAUUUUUCUAAAUCUUAAGGGGUCCUGAAUUUGUAAACUUGAGAAAAUGUCUGUGACUGAUGAUGACAUCAUCAAAAAGCGACUGUUGAUUGAAGGUGAUGGAGGAAAUGAUGACAAACGAAUCUGUAACCUAAUGAGGACAUUUCUCCGUUACUGUAACUCGACCGAAAAUGAUGAGGAAAGUGCAACAAACUAUCAGCGAAUCCUGGCAACUCUGUCUCAGUCGGAGUACACCAUAGAGAAGUCUGGUAAAGUGUACCAGAUGAAUAUGAAGGAGCAGACCAACUACGACCAGCUCAGUAACCAGAUAGAACAAAAGAUAAAGGAGGCAACAGAGAAGAUUUCAGAAUGCAAAAAGGAAGUUCAGCAAGCAAAAAGAAUACGCAAAAACAGACAAGAGUAUGAUGCCUUGGCCAAGGUGAUUCAGCAACACCCAGACAGACAGGACACGACAAAACAACUCCAGUGUUUGGACAAGGAAGUAGCCAGCCUUGAGGAAUCCAAGGAAAUACUGGAACAAAAGCUUGACUUGAGGAGGAAGCAGUUCCACGUGCUGAUAGCAUCCAUCCAUGAACUGGAAAAGAUCCUGGAAGAUGAUGAGAAGAAAGAAUCGAUGGAUACCAGCUGAUGAUGUCAUGAUAGUGCUUUUUAAUAUGGUGUUGUUGAGAAGCAUUGAUGAGCCUUUUUUAAAAUGGUGUUGUUGAGAAGCAUUGAUGAGCCUACUCCGCAGAUAUAUGGAAAAUUCUCUGAAGAAAAUCCUUGAAGGAAUUUUAAAGGAUCAUGAUAACAAACAAAUGACCUUUGAACAGUCUUUAAUGUGUACUACAACCUGAUUAAGAUGAAAAAA